AGCUUUCAACACCACACACUUCACACUUCUCUCUAUAUCUCUGUAUCUAUAUAAUAAUCUAUAUCUAUACAACCCCUACUUAGCUAAGUGUCAAGUUUGAUAGGCAAUUAAGAUGACAAAGGAUGUUGAAGUGGCGGAGCACCAUGGUGGCAAAGACUACCAAGACCCACCUCCGGCACCAUUGUUUGAUGCUGAUGAGUUGACCAAAUGGUCUUUCUAUAGAGCUCUUAUUGCUGAAUUUGUUGCCACCUUGUUGUUUCUUUAUGUUACAGUUUUGACAGUUAUUGGUUACAAGAGCACAACUGACCCAGCUUUGAACGCUGACCAGUGUGGUGGUGUUGGUAUCCUUGGUAUUGCUUGGGCUUUUGGUGGCAUGAUCUUUAUUCUUGUUUACUGCACCGCCGGUAUCUCAGGAGGACAUAUUAACCCGGCUGUGACAUUCGGUCUGUUCUUGGCAAGGAAGGUGUCUUUGAUUAGGGCAUUGGGAUAUAUGAUUGCACAAUGUUUGGGUGCCAUAUGUGGUGUUGGUUUGGUUAAAGCUUUCCAAAGUUCCUACUACAAUAGGUAUGGUGGUGGGGCCAACGAAUUGGCAGAUGGUUACAACAAAGGGACAGGACUAGGUGCUGAAAUCAUCGGCACCUUUGUUCUUGUCUACACCGUCUUCUCUGCUACCGAUCCUAAGAGAAGUGCACGAGACUCUCACGUUCCUGUAUUGGCUCCAUUGCCUAUUGGGUUUGCAGUCUUCAUGGUACACUUAGCAACCAUUCCUAUCACCGGUACUGGAAUCAACCCAGCCAGAAGCUUUGGUGCGGCCGUGAUUUAUAACAACGAUAAGGCCUGGGAUGAUCAAUGGAUAUUUUGGGUUGGUCCAUUUUUGGGCGCAGCUGCGGCAGCUUUCUACCAUCAGUUCGUAUUAAGGGCGGGGGCCAUUAAAGCACUUGGUUCUUUCAGAAGCAAUGCAUAAACCGAAAGACCAUGAAUUCAUCCAUGCACACAUGAAUAAAACUUGAGUACAAACGACAAAAGCUUCACCUUUCGAGUAUGGUGUUUGCGUCAAGGAGGAUUAUGGAAGUUAAAAUGGAUGGAUGAGUGUGGAAGUGUUCAAUUGUAGAUAAUAAUUUAUGUUCCCUUUGAGAAUUGUCAUUUUUUUUAUUGUGAAUCUUGAGUGUUUAAUGUAAGUGAUCUUUUAUUAUGUGUUCUUCAAUAAAAUUAGACGUCUUUAUUUAUGCCA
This is a messenger RNA of Erigeron canadensis, 1231 nucleotides long. RefSeq names its product probable aquaporin PIP2-5. The coding region runs from base 113 to 964 and encodes 283 amino acids. NCBI's taxonomy places the organism in Eukaryota, Viridiplantae, Streptophyta, Magnoliopsida, Asterales, Asteraceae. Gene Ontology annotation, biological process: transmembrane transport. The record is from RefSeq and is a predicted model, not a curated record. The transcript has 4 exons. Gene Ontology annotation, molecular function: water channel activity. Gene Ontology annotation, cellular component: plasma membrane.